Messenger RNA from Fukomys damarensis (Damara mole-rat), 5392 nucleotides. RefSeq names its product protein argonaute-3. The transcript has 19 exons. Bases 1262 to 3799 code for a protein of 845 amino acids. Gene Ontology annotation, molecular function: RNA binding; protein binding. Gene Ontology annotation, biological process: regulation of stem cell proliferation; regulatory ncRNA-mediated gene silencing. NCBI's taxonomy places the organism in Eukaryota, Metazoa, Chordata, Mammalia, Rodentia, Bathyergidae. The record is from RefSeq and is a predicted model, not a curated record.
UCCCCAGUACCAAAAAAAAUGGUGAAAUAUUUGAAUAUAGAAAUAAAAUGAGCUAGAAAUCUGUGGUUCAUGAGUGCAGAGGGGGAAAUCAAGAAGUGAUACUGAGUGUGCUAGAGGGACUUGGCAUUUCUGAAUCUUCAGGUAGGCAGAAACUUAUCUGGAUGAAUCUUAUUCUACUCAGGUCAACUAUGGAGUUGCUCUGGUUUUGUACCUUAAUCUGGUAGUGCAGUUGUCAAGCAUGGAAGUCCUGGCCUUCCUCCCUGGCACUGCUAGAGCAUUGUUUUCUUCGUACAUGGAGGGACGAUGACUCAGAGGAUUCUGGCAGAGGGCCGGUGAGAAAUCAUCACUGGCAGCCAGUGUAUAUACAAUGGGCCUAGCUUUCCUCCAGAGCCCAAGUGUGUGACUUUUCAAAUUGCAGAGCUAACUCGUGGCUACCACCUGCCAGAUUCCCUUGGGAAAGUGCCAACGAGAUCCAUGCUCCUUUUCAGCAGCAAAAGUUAGGGAGGCUGGUUGAGCUUGAAAAACAAAUUGGAGCAUGGAACAGAUAUUUUGCAGUUGAAAUGAGACAGAUUUAUGACAAAUGAAACAAGAAUUUAACAGGGUUGGAGGUGUAGCUCAGUGGUAGUAUGCUUGUCAUUGGGAAAGUGGAAGGGAGGGUGAUUAUGGCAAAAUUUUGCUAUAUACUUUAGACUUGUAGAAUGAUUUUGAAAGGGCUUCAGGGUCUUAUUGUUGGUUGCUUCUCAAAGAGACUGAAAACCUAGGACCUAUACUAUCUGAUCCUGGAGCCUCAGACAUCUCUUCAGCAUUGUUUGAACGGCCAUCACUGCCCUGUUAAUUGGCAAAGUAAAGCUGUAGCACAUUCUGUUCUAGCAAGAGCCUUGGGGAAUAGUGAGGCUGGGUACUAUUGAGCAUCCCUUAGCUAAGCAGAUCCCAGAAUCACAUGGUAAUUAGGGUUUGGUGGCUAAAGGAAAGGGUUAUGGUGCAAGGAGAAGACUAGCUUAAAGUUCUGAACCUAGGUCCUCCCUAGGCUGCUGUCUGUAAUGUCUGAAAAGAAAGUAAUGUUGAAUUGGAAAAUUAAUGCUCUCUUUUCGUUUCUAACUUUCCAUUUAUUCCUCUGGCUAUAGGCUGAGGAAAACUGGCAGGCUUAGAAGGUAUACAUAGAGCAUGACAGAAGCAAUCUUUCAAAGCAGCCAUGUCGAGGAGGCGCUGGAAACGUAGAGUUGCUGAGAAAUGAGGACCUGUUGGGGCCCAGCCCCUACUCAUGGUGCCCAGAAGACCUGGCUAUGGCACCAUGGGCAAACCCAUUAAACUGUUGGCUAACUGUUUUCAAGUUGAAAUCCCAAAGAUUGAUGUCUACCUCUAUGAGGUGGACAUUAAACCAGACAAGUGUCCUAGGAGAGUGAACAGGGAGGUAGUUGACUCAAUGGUUCAGCAUUUUAAAGUAACUAUCUUUGGAGACCGUAGACCAGUGUAUGAUGGAAAAAGAAGCCUUUACACAGCUAAUCCACUUCCUGUGGCAACUACUGGGGUAGAUUUAGAUGUUACAUUACCUGGGGAAGGUGGAAAAGAUCGACCUUUCAAGGUGUCAAUCAAAUUUGUCUCUCGGGUGAGUUGGCACCUGCUGCAUGAAGUACUGACAGGACGGACCUUACCUGAGCCACUGGAAUUAGACAAGCCAAUCAGCACUAACCCUGUCCAUGCCGUUGAUGUGGUGCUACGACAUCUGCCCUCCAUGAAAUACACACCUGUGGGGCGUUCCUUUUUCUCAGCUCCAGAAGGAUAUGACCAUCCUCUGGGAGGGGGCAGGGAAGUAUGGUUUGGAUUCCAUCAAUCUGUUCGACCUGCUAUGUGGAAAAUGAUGCUUAAUAUUGAUGUUUCUGCCACUGCCUUCUACAAAGCACAACCUGUAAUUCAGUUCAUGUGUGAAGUUCUUGACAUUCAUAAUAUUGAUGAGCAACCAAGACCUCUGACUGAUUCUCAUCGGGUAAAAUUCACCAAAGAGAUAAAAGGUCUAAAAGUUGAAGUGACUCAUUGUGGAACAAUGAGACGAAAGUACCGUGUUUGUAAUGUAACAAGAAGGCCUGCCAGCCAUCAAACCUUUCCUUUACAGUUAGAAAAUGGCCAAACAGUGGAGAGAACAGUAGCACAGUAUUUCAGAGAAAAGUAUACUCUUCAGCUGAAGUACCCACAUCUUCCCUGUCUACAAGUGGGGCAGGAGCAGAAACAUACCUACCUACCACUAGAAGUCUGUAACAUUGUGGCAGGGCAACGAUGUAUCAAAAAGCUAACAGACAAUCAGACUUCUACUAUGAUCAAGGCAACAGCAAGAUCUGCACCAGAUAGACAAGAAGAAAUCAGCAGAUUGGUAAGAAGUGCAAAUUAUGAAACAGAUCCAUUUGUUCAGGAGUUUCAAUUUAAAGUUCGGGAUGAAAUGGCCCAUGUAACCGGACGUGUUCUUCCAGCACCUAUGCUCCAGUAUGGAGGACGGAAUCGGACAGUAGCAACACCAAGCCAUGGCGUAUGGGACAUGCGUGGAAAACAGUUCCACACAGGAGUUGAAAUCAAAAUGUGGGCCAUAGCUUGUUUUGCCACACAGAGGCAGUGCAGAGAAGAAAUAUUAAAGGGUUUCACAGACCAGCUGCGUAAGAUUUCCAAGGAUGCAGGGAUGCCCAUCCAGGGCCAGCCAUGUUUCUGCAAAUAUGCACAGGGGGCAGAUAGCGUAGAGCCCAUGUUCCGGCAUCUCAAGAAUACAUAUUCUGGGCUACAGCUCAUUAUUGUCAUCCUGCCAGGGAAAACACCAGUAUAUGCAGAGGUAAAACGUGUAGGAGAUACACUUUUGGGUAUGGCUACCCAGUGUGUUCAAGUCAAGAAUGUAAUAAAAACAUCUCCUCAAACGCUCUCAAACUUGUGCCUAAAGAUAAAUGUUAAACUUGGAGGGAUCAAUAAUAUUCUUGUACCUCAUCAAAGACCUUCUGUGUUCCAGCAACCAGUGAUAUUUUUGGGAGCAGAUGUCACUCAUCCUCCUGCUGGUGAUGGAAAGAAGCCUUCUAUUGCUGCUGUUGUAGGUAGUAUGGAUGCUCACCCAAGCAGAUAUUGUGCCACAGUAAGAGUUCAGAGACCCCGACAAGAGAUCAUACAGGACUUGGCCUCCAUGGUCCGAGAACUUCUCAUUCAAUUUUAUAAGUCAACUCGGUUCAAACCUACUCGUAUCAUCUUUUAUCGGGAUGGUGUUUCAGAGGGACAGUUUAGACAGGUAUUAUAUUAUGAACUACUAGCAAUUCGAGAAGCCUGCAUCAGUUUGGAGAAAGAUUAUCAACCUGGAAUAACCUACAUUGUGGUUCAGAAGAGACAUCACACUCGAUUAUUUUGUGCUGAUAGAACAGAAAGGGUUGGAAGAAGUGGCAAUAUCCCAGCUGGAACAACAGUUGAUACGGACAUUACGCAUCCAUAUGAGUUUGAUUUUUACCUUUGUAGCCAUGCUGGAAUACAGGGUACCAGCCGUCCUUCACACUAUCACGUUUUAUGGGACGAUAACUGCUUUACUGCAGAUGAACUUCAACUGCUAACUUACCAGCUCUGCCACACUUACGUGCGGUGUACACGAUCUGUUUCUAUACCUGCACCAGCAUAUUAUGCUCAUCUGGUGGCAUUCAGAGCCAGAUACCAUCUCGUGGACAAAGAGCAUGACAGUGCUGAAGGAAGCCAUGUUUCAGGACAGAGCAAUGGGCGAGAUCCACAAGCUCUUGCCAAGGCUGUACAGAUUCACCAAGAUACCUUACGUACAAUGUACUUUGCUUAACAAGUCCAAGUGUGUUCUCUAAGAAGAAGAACUGAAAGAUCAAUCAACAUACAACGUAUGUUUCCAGUAGUCAGUUAAAUAGACCCGCCUCCAGCCAUACAGAAGCCAGCACUGUGUGGGAGCCUGGUCCUUUUAUUGACAACAAGGAAGAUUGUUUACUUCAUCAAGAAACGCAGCACCGUUAUGCAAUAUGAAACCAGCCAGCUGCUUUUUGUGUGGCCUCCUGUAGGAAGUAUCACAGUUGUUUUGUUUUCUCUUCUUAUAGUCUAACCCUUUUAAUGCCUUUACCUCAAGUUGCUUGGCAGCACAACUAUCUUUGCAAAAAAAAGUAAAGCAAAAGUAAAUGAUGAUUUAAAAAACACCUACACAAAUAAUCAGUGAUUGUUCACAAUUAUGUGUGCAAAAAAUUAAUGUGCAUUCAUAUAUUCUUGUAAAAGGAGUCUGUAUUUUUAAGUGUAUACAUGCAUACUUCAUAUGCAUAUAUAUCUGAAUCUGUAUUGAUGAUAGAUAUAUAUGCAUCUAUGUAUAUAUUUUAUGGUUCAUUCCAUUAGAGAAUUUUCUUUCCCUUUUAUUUUCUGCUCACUACCACCAUUAUAUCUCUCUUUACCUCCUCUGCCUUCAUCAUCUACAUUUUAUUUCUAAUGCUACCAGUGACAUUCAGAUAUUCAUAUGUGUGUCUCAUUUGAAUGUGAAUCGUAGCAAACUACAUUUCUAUUUUUAUUUUGCACACCUUACUUCUGUCUGUCUGCUGUUUCAUACACAAUUCUGAGUCUUCUUGAUACUGCUUUUCGUGUGUUCCUCCUGCUCUGAACUUAUAUUUGCCAUUUGUGCAAUGUGUACAUAAACAGUAGCAACCUAAAGUAUUCUUUUUCUUUAGUCUGUUGAAGCUGCUAUCGAUAUAAAACCUUGUCAGAAGUUCUAACCCUUUCUCUCUGAUAUAUGAUAUUAUUCUAAAGCCUUCUGUUUCUGAGUUAUACAUAAGGUAAACAUUUUAAAAGAUUGGAAUUCUGUAGGGUUGAGGCCUCUGAAAUUGUGUGGAGAGAGACUAAAGUUUAUGGAGGGAUUGGUUUUUGCUAGUUUACUUGCUGCCUCAUACUUUAAUGUGAUUUUCAUAUAUAUAUAUUUUUAUAUAUAUGUAUGUAUAUAUAAAUAUAUAUGUAUGUGUUUUGAAAUAUAGCUUCCUUUUCUUUUAUAUUUAUUAGAAUAGUGCUUUAAUAAUUACAGAAUUGUAUUGGCACCAUAUUUUAUAGAAAUAUAAUCAUGUUUACUUUAAGAACUUACAACUUGUUUUUUGCUAUUUUUUAGUGCAAUAAGCAGUUUUAAAGGAAAGUGUGUCUAUUUGACACCAUUAUAAUGGAUAGUAGGAGAAACAGGCACCUCCAUUGUUUUUAAAAUGGCAAAGUAAUACAGCCUUAAUUUCAGAAGGAAAGUUUCAUAAUUUUCAAUUUUAAUGCAUGUCUUUUAAAAAUCAUAAUGAAAAUGAAGUAAAAUAUUUGCUUUAAGAAAUGAUGGUAAACAGUUUAAGACCUAAGUUUCUAAAUUAUUUAAAAGUAGAUAAUUAUUGAAGAAUAAUACUGAUAGGUCCCCAAUUUC